GUAUAUAGCUCUGAACGAACUGUGUAGAUGUGGGAGGAUUUUGAGAAAAGAGAGAAAAUGGGGUGGAAAAAAAAUCUACCCCCCCUGUUCAAAUAAAGGCAGCAGCAUCUGACAGCGCCUGUAGCACUGGCUCGGGUAGAACUCCACAUGCAUGGACGGCGCUGGAUGCUGAAUUAGGUUGCAGUGCUAGACGUUGGCGGUGUUUAACUGCUCCGGCGACCAUGGCUCCAUGCAUCCCCCCCCCUCUUUUUGUGUCCUCCUACUUCAGAGCCUUCACCAAAGCGUCUGCUCUCAUUUUUUUAGUUUAAACGGCGGGACAUCGACAGCGUUAUCCUGGAAAUGGGGGGAUUAUCGCUAUAAUAUGACUCCAGUCCCGUCUAGCGUUGCGGAGAGAUCGGAGAGGGGAUUGCAUCUGCAGCCGAAAUUCAGUUUCGAAGCGCUGAGGGGAAACGGGGCGACCCGAAGGUGGAUGGAGCAGAGCGGAGGAGCGAGUCGCUGAUGCGGGGAUAAGGCGGAUUCACUGGGUGCUGAUUGUAAUAUUUUAUCUGAGGACCGACAGACAACAGGGGGGCAAAUUGGCAGGGCAAGUAAAGGUCUGUUAAAAUGCGACAAAGUGGGACCUUCACGGUUUGUCUGAAACUUUGGCAACCCCUUCAAUAGGUUCUCUCUCUCUCUCUCUCUCUCUCUCUCUCUCUGCUUUUUUUUGUUGAUGAUGGCAAUAUUUUCCCAAUGGAUUUCUUUUGUAACUAUACUAUUGUGAUCUGCAAUACAAUGUUACAUGUAGCGUAGACACCAAACAUAUGCAUUAGCAGACAAAGUGUGAACGAUGGCCGUGACACCGGAGUCAGACGGCAGCCGGGCUGCUCAGAGAGGUGCGACUGGGAAAAGCCCCCGCAGCCUGGAUCGCAAUGGUUACGUGAAAGCAUGUGUCACCCCCCUGUCCCAGGACCCCAAGUGCGCGGCGUGGCUGAGGCUGCGUCUGAGCGAAAUCCGGAGUUUGCACGGUCUCUCCUCGGCGCUGUGCGUGGGGUCGCUUUCGCUUUUCCUCGCCCUGGUGGAUAAAUUAGCGGACGCGGAGACUGAGCGCAUCCACGGCGGACCGUCCGGAUCCGCGCUGCGUUCCGCGUCGGGCUGCGCGGGGGAGCUGCUUCUAACUUGGUGGCAUUUGGUUUCCGCCGUCUUCACCCUCGUAUGUGCCUUCUUCUGGGUCGGCUUGUACCUGAUCCGCUCCGGGCUCGCUGUCAGGACUGCCCUUUUGCUUUUGACAGUGUGUCACUUGGGCGAAGCGGCGGCGCAGUCUCUCCUGCGCUGGGCGGAUGGUCUCUUCCUCUCCUCCGCGGCGGUGCUCGCUUGCCUGGCAAGCGGGGCACUCAUGGUGCUGAGACUAAAGCAGGGGGUAUCCGUAAUCGUUCUCAUCAACGUCGCCCGGACCAUUUCGGUAGUUUCCCUGAACAAAGUUCGGGCCAGCUGGAGGCCUUACUUGGCGUAUCUGAUCGGAGUGCUGGGCAUCCUGCUGGCGAGGUAUGCGGACAGGCUCCUGCCGGACCAAGGCUUACCCGGGGAGGGCUGCGCUUCCGUGACCAAAGCGAAGGAAGAGAUCCCGGUAUUUAAGAGACGAAGGAGGUCUAGCUCCGUGAUAUCCUCAGACAUGGCACACAAUCAGUCCAACAGCAAGUCACACAGGAGGACGUCGCUGCCAUGCAUCCAGCGGGAGCAGUUGUCAGGCACCAGCGUGACGGUGGACAUCGCGGUGAUGGGCGAGGCCCACGGGCUCAUCACGGACCUGCUGGCGGACCCCUCGCUGCCGCCGCACACCUGCAGCUCCCUGCGCGCCGUCAGCAACCUGCUGAGCACCCAGCUCACCUUCCAGCCCCUCCACCGGCCCCGUGUCACCGCUCAGGGCUCCUUCGGCGACACCUCCGGCUGCUCCGACUCCGAGGACGGGCUGGAACGUGGCGAGAGGCUGGCGCUGCCCAAGCGUCUGCGCCGGAGCCUACCUCCUGGGCUGCUCAGAAGGAUUUCAUCCACCUGGACCACAACCACCUCAGCCACAGGCCUCCCCACCAUCGAGCCCGGACCUGUGUGCCGCGAUCGCAGCGCCAGCAUCAAGCCUGUUCAUGAACUCCCCAUCUGCAGCUGUGGAAAGCCUUACAAUAAACUAAGCCAUGGUGGGGGUUCGCUGGACAGAGCGGACCGGACUUGCCGCACAGACGAUGGCAUGGCGCCGUCACCGGAUGGCGAGAGCACACAAGAGGCCCCCCACAGCGGCGGCGACGGUGACGAGCCGCAGGGGGAGGCGCGGCACCGCGAGCUCUGCAGGACGCACCGCCCCGACAGACUCCUGCUGGACCCCCUCGCGGCCCCAGAGGACAAACCCAUCCUGGCCCCCGAGCCCCUGGUGAUGGACGGGCUGGAUCCCCUCAUGGCUCAGCUGAACAACUGGAACUUCCCCAUCUUCAGCCUGGUGGAGAAAACCAACGGCACAUGCGGCUGCAUCCUCAGCCAGGUUUCUUGCAGACUCUUUGAAGACAUGGGCCUCUUUGAAACCUUCAGGAUCCCCGUGCGGGAAUUCAUGAACUACUUCCACGCAUUGGAGAGUGGGUACAGAGACAUCCCAUAUCACAACAGAAUCCACGCCACGGAUGUGCUACACGCCGUCUGGUACCUCACCACGCAGGCCGUGCCAGGCCUCCCCAGCCUCAUUGGCGACCACGGCUCUGCCAGCGACUCUGACUCAGACAGCGGCAUCACCCACAGCCGCGUGGGCUUCACGGUCUCCAAGACAUACGCGGCGUUGGAGGACGACUACGGCUGCCUGUCGGGCCUCAUCCCGGCCCUGGAGCUCAUGGCGCUGUACGUGGCGGCCGCCAUGCACGACUACGACCACCCCGGCAGGACUAACGCCUUCCUGGUGGCCACCAGCGCCCCCCAGGCAGUUCUGUACAACGACCGCUCGGUGCUGGAGAACCACCACGCGGCCUCAGCCUGGAGCCUCUUCAUGUCACGGCCCGAGUACAACUUCCUGGUCAAUCUGGACCAUGUGGAGUUCAAGCGCUUUCGCUUCCUGGUCAUCGAGGCCAUCCUCGCCACCGACCUGAAGAAGCACUUUGACUUCCUGGCUGAGUUCAACGCUAAGGUGGGCGAUGACGUGGGCCCCGGCAUCGACUGGGGCAAUGAGAACGACCGGCUGCUGGUCUGCCAGAUGUGCAUCAAGCUAGCCGACAUCAAUGGGCCACUCAAGAGCAAGGAGCUUCACCUGAAGUGGACAGAGGGCAUCGUCAAUGAGUUCUAUGAGCAGGGGGACGAGGAGGCCAGCCUGGGCCUUCCCAUCAGCCCCUUCAUGGACCGCUCGGCGCCCCAGCUGGCCAAGCUGCAGGAGUCCUUCAUCACCCACAUCGUGGGGCCCCUGUGCAGCUCAUACGACUCGGCUGCCCUCAUGCCCGGGCACUGGGUGGAGCCUGUGGAGGAGGCGGGGCAGGAGGGCAACGUCGAGGGAGUCGACAACGACGAGGAAGGCAGCGACGUCACCGAGGAGGACGUGUCCACCAGCUCGGAAACGUCUCCGAUGCCGGAAACUCCGAGGGAAAGGCUGGACGUGGAGAAGGAGUUCCGAGAGCAGGAUCGCAAAGGUGGUACCCAGAUCAGUGCAAGGCAGAGGGGUGUGGAUCCCACCCCAUGA
This is a messenger RNA of Paramormyrops kingsleyae, 3679 nucleotides long. NCBI's taxonomy places the organism in Eukaryota, Metazoa, Chordata, Actinopteri, Osteoglossiformes, Mormyridae. The record is from RefSeq and is a predicted model, not a curated record.